Molecule: messenger RNA, 1021 nt
Organism: Myripristis murdjan (pinecone soldierfish)
Lineage: Eukaryota; Metazoa; Chordata; Actinopteri; Holocentriformes; Holocentridae
Product: cell surface A33 antigen
Exons: 6
Coding region: 221-1021 (266 amino acids)
Source: RefSeq, a predicted model, not a curated record
AGGCUUAAAGGCAUUCGGUGGAUGAAGGUAGAGGAGAGAAGAACACAUUUGGUCAACGCAGGCUGUUGUCACUCUACAGCGGAAGGUGAGGAGGAGAGAAAGGGGAAGCAGAAGGAGGGCAGCAGGUGAAGUGGGGGAGGCAGACAGAGGGAGGACUAACUAGACGGCAGUAAAACUGUCAGCGGCGACAAAAGGAAGAGGAGAGCUCCACGGGGGAAAGAUGGGCAGAGGAGUGCCACACACCUGCUGGCUGCUGCUGGCACUCUGCCUCACAGGUAUUCUUGCUGGUGAUUGGUCUGUUGAUCUUAUAACUGAUCAAAUCUGCGCUAGGAUUGGCUCCACUUUGACGCUGGUUUGUUCCUAUGACUACCCCCAGAGCUCCAGGGAAACGGGGGCAGAGGGGCAGCGCUCUGCCGAGGAACAUGAAUACAAAGUUCUGUCUGAGAUGUGGUGUGUGGGAGACAGCCGCUGUAUCACACCAAGAUAUGUGUUCCACAGUGACGGGAUCUUCCUGGAUCCAGCCUACCAGAACAGAGUGAAGUACCUGGGAGACCCACAAACAAAGAGCUGCUCCCUGACUAUAUCUGAUCUGAAAGAGUCGGACACUGGAACCUACGUGUUCUACCUCAUCACCAACCACCCCACGCAGAAGAUGCCGGAGCAGAGAGGUGUACAGCUCCUGGUUGCAGACCCGCCACAUGCCAUAGAUGUCUCUAUCUUUCCUGCUGGAGGCAGCCAACAGGGGGUCCCUGUGACUCUGAACUGCAGCAGUGACGACGCCAACCCAUCUGUAGACACAUACACCUGGUACCAGGGUCGAGACGCCUGCGCCGCUGCAGUGGAGGGAACAGCAUCCCACUCUAGAGCCAAAGCAACUGGUCGGAUACUCAGAAUUGCCAACAUCAGUGUGGAAGAGAUAUACUGUUGUGUGGCAAGCAACAAACACGGGUCAAAAUCCAUCCUUGUGCCACGCAGAGAUUCUGUGGUCAUUCCUAAAGUACAGGCCAUCUCACCAUGCUAA